AUAAAUUCACUUCCAAGAAUGACCAGCAAAAAUAAUCAAAACAAUUUUUCAAUUGACAAUCUUCUAUCGAGUAUGGUUGCAACUCCCCAACCCCAUUUCCCAAUUUGUUGGCCAGCAAUUCCAAAUCCUUCCCCUAUUCAAUUACCUCCUUGUUUCCCUUUUGCUCCUUGGCCACCACCUCCACCAGCUCCAAUGGCUUUAAUUCCAUUUUGGCCAUCUCCAGGACAGCCACAAAAUUUUCCAUUCAAUCACCAAAACAAUGGAGGAGGAAAUUCUUUACCAUUAUCUCCUUUAAAUAGUCCAUCUUUUGAUAAUUCUGUUACUGGAAGAAGACAUACUACAGCAAACAGCAACAACAGUAAUGUAUCAGAAAGUUCUCCAAAAAUCGAAAAUAAAUCUAAAAAUGAAGAAACACCGCCAAAGAAAAAGCUCAAAAUGCAACAAAAACAACCAAAUAACGACAAAAUUACUGAUAUAUUUAAUAACCCAAUUUGUCCAUUAUUUCCUGUUACAACAAUGGGAGGAGAUAAUGCCAAUUUCUUUGGUUUGUAA
Meloidogyne enterolobii is the source of this 552-nucleotide messenger RNA. The record is from the annotation of a GenBank genome assembly. Lineage: Eukaryota; Metazoa; Nematoda; Chromadorea; Rhabditida; Meloidogynidae.